This is a messenger RNA of Phytophthora nicotianae INRA-310, 366 nucleotides long. RefSeq lists its product as hypothetical. Gene Ontology annotation, molecular function: phosphatidylinositol binding. The transcript has 3 exons. The record is from RefSeq and is a predicted model, not a curated record. Lineage: Eukaryota; Oomycota; Peronosporomycetes; Peronosporales; Peronosporaceae. Gene Ontology annotation, cellular component: intracellular membrane-bounded organelle. The coding region runs from base 1 to 366 and encodes 121 amino acids.
AUGAGCUCUCCGGACGACUACCGCGGGCCCAAGUUCGUGGGCAUCAUGGGCCACGACAACGUGAGCCACAAUGGCAGCAAGACCACCGUCUACUUCGUGCAGGUCCAGGUGCCUGAGGGCAUGUUCAUCGUUAAGCACCGCUAUCACGAGUUCAAGGACUUCCACGACAAGCUGUCGAGCGAAGGCUAUCGCUGCCCGGCGCUGCCGCCCAAGAAGUUCCUGGGCUCGUUCAACAAGGAGUUCAUCGAGAAACGUCAGCAGGAGUUGGCCAACUGGCUGCACUUGCUGUGCCAGUUUGACCCUGCGUCUGGCAAUUCGGACCCGCGCACAUCGGAGCUCUUCAAGGAGUUUAUGCUCACAAACUGA